This is a messenger RNA of Schistosoma bovis, 1817 nucleotides long. NCBI's taxonomy places the organism in Eukaryota, Metazoa, Platyhelminthes, Trematoda, Strigeidida, Schistosomatidae. The record is from the annotation of a GenBank genome assembly.
GGUGUAUGAAGGUUUGUUUUAAAUAUCUCCAGUGCUGCGUUUUCAUAAGAGAUAACGUUUUAUCGCUGGCACUACAAUGGCGACAGCUAUAGCAGUUAAACAGAAUGUUGGAAAUGUAAACUUCGGCUUUCUUAUCAUCUCUUUGAUAGUGGUCGAAAAUGUUUCCUAAUGAGCUAGGAGUCGAACUCCAGUCCCUGGUUUUUAUAAAAAAGCUGUUUGCGGUUGCGGUAUCUUAUGUUUUAUAUUUCAGGGAUAUUUUUCCUGAAUCCGCUUUUCAUGACAAACAACUGGAAGGAAUCGAGCUAAAGAUUUUGAAAGAAAGCUCUAUCUUACCUGCUUCUUCAAAAAUAGUUUAUUGGCUUAAGGGUUGUUUCGAUGCCAUCGACCGUCAUUUUCUUAAAUCAGCGACCAUUGCGCUUUAUUUGUCGGACAAAGAUUUACAUCCCAGCAAAAUUUGUGAAUAUAACAUCAUUGAGUCCUAUUGUUUCAGACUUUCUUAUGGCCAGGAGAAGCUAUCACUUGAUUUAAAAACUGAAAACAAAAGAGAACCCAGCACUAUAUGCGAGAUCUCAAACUGCUCUGAAAUUGAAGUACGGAAUGCUACUUUGAAUCUACUCAAAAAUAUUCGAACUGCUGGAGAAAGAUUAUCCAAGUUACCAUCGGAACUAAUGAUAACGAUGAAACUGCAGUAUUACGACGAAGUUACUCCAGAGAGUUACGUUCCUCCUGGAUUCAAGCAUGCAGAUAAUGUCAUUUUCAACUUUGAAGAAGAUAACAUUAAUAUACGGCUCGGUAAUGUGAAAACUGCUCACCACAGCAUCAAAAUGCACAUACAGACUAGUCGACGAUUAUUAACCGGAUCUGUAAAAUCUACUAAAUCAACACAAGAAGAUGAGAGCAUCCAUGAACUUUCGUUAGGUUCUCUGAAUGCGAGUAAAGUGAAUGAAAACGAUGACCUCACUUUAUCAUUUCAACAACAAACACUAAGAUCUGAUGAAAAUGAAUUAGAAAGUUAUGAAGCUCGCUGCCCAUGUGGAGUAAAUAAGGACGAUGGCGUGAUGAUUUUAUGUGAUGGAUGUGAUAAAUGGCAGCAUGCUGUUUGCUUUCGAAUUCUACAAGAAGGAGACGUUCCUACAUCACAUGUUUGUGAGAUCUGCGCUAAAUUGAAGCCUGAACUUCUUCAAACCGGAGGAAUCACAGAUGAAACUAUUCAGAAUUUGGGUGUUGAAGCUAGAAAGGCCACUUGUCUCUUUCGACGUGUAUUAGCACUGUGUCUCAACGAAGAUUCAGUCUCACCCGCUUUUAUAGCUAGAAGUCUUGGAGUAGAGUAUACCGUGGCUCGUGGAUUAUUCAAUCGUUUAAUCAAGGAGCAAGUUAUUAAAGGAGCAGGACCGCGAAGAGGUGAAAAGCUUGUUGAAAAAGAAUAUCUAGAAAAUGUUGUGUGUCCACGUUUUUUCUCUUGCAUUAGUUUGCACGAUAAAACAUCAAUGGUUUCCCCUCAAAUGUUAACGUCUCAAAAAUCUACUACAAUUCGACGGACACCUGGGAAACGCGCUCACGGUGCAUCAAAAUCUGUAUCAGAAAAGGAAUACGAUGAGUUAUUCAAUCCCAGCCAAGAUUCUAGAGCAUCACCAACAAUUAGUAAACGAAGAAAAAUGGAUAUGGCGAACACACCCAUAAGCGUAUCCCGUCAAUGAAAAUGCAUUUACCGAUGUUGUUUGUUAUUGAAUUGCGUUUAUAUUACAAUCAAAUUUUACGGAUAAAAAUAUAGAAUUUACAUAAUGUUCUACAAACAAAUAUACAUUUAAUAUGAAGAA